AUGUUAAGAAAGAAGAGCUUGCUCUAUAAAACACCAUUAGCACUACUUGCUUUUUAUAGCAACAACCAGCAGGUGGCCUUAGAAGUUCCUAUCCUCCCCAUUACUAACUCGUUCAUCACAGUGAUGACUUUAUUUACACCCCUAAAGCAGCUUUAUAGACAAAAGCACUGCUAUGGAUGGAAACCUUGCAGAUUUCAUUACGAGUCAGAAUGUGUUCCAGUGUACUUUACAAAAGGUGCUCAGGCUUCCCAGCAGCUCUUCAUACUAGAUUUCCAGUUGCAUGAAUCCACAGUAAAACUGCCAGGCAUUUUGCUUUAA
Podarcis lilfordi (Lilford's wall lizard) is the source of this 318-nucleotide messenger RNA. Lineage: Eukaryota; Metazoa; Chordata; Lepidosauria; Squamata; Lacertidae. The record is from the annotation of a GenBank genome assembly.